AUGGACGGUGACGUAUCAUUUACGGCUAGUUGUGGUUUCUUAGACCGAUGGAAGAAAAGACACGGAAUCAGGCAGCUUACAAUAACUGGGGAGAAAUUGUCAGCAGACAACAAAGCAGCUGUUGAAUACCUUGAGGAGUUCAAAUGCAUCAUUUCUUCCUACUCGCCCCAGCAAGUUUACAACGCAGAUGAGACAGGACUUAACUUUAAAGCAUUGCCUACCAAAAGUCUUGCAUCACAAGAGGAACGAUCUGCACCAGGGUUUAAAAUGGAUAAACAGUGCCUAACUGUGUUGGCCUGCAGCAAUGCUUCUGCCACAAAUAAGCUUCCACUAAUGGUUAUUGGCAAAUUGGCAAAACCACGCUGUUUUAAGAACAUAAACAUGAACUCUCUCCCUGUUUUUUACAGAAAUCAAAAGAAAGCUUGGAUGGAUCGUGCCUUGUUCCAAGAAUGGUUUGACAAGCAAUUUGUGCCAAAAGUAAAGGCGUUUAACAAAGAAAAUGGAUUGCCUCCUCGUGCUUUGUUACUUAUAGUCAAUGCUCCGUCACAUCCAGAAGAAAUGCAAGUUGUUUGCGAUGAUAUCAAGGCUAUUUUUCUCCCACCAAAUGUCACAUCGAUUUUGCAGCCAAUGGACCAAGGGGUUUUGCAGGCUUUGAAACAGAAUUAUAGAAAAAUGCUUCUUCGUAGCCUACUUGAAGAUAAUGAAGAGCUAACAAUUUUGGAUAAACUCAAGAAAAUGAACAUCAAAGAUGUUAUUUACUGGGUUGCUGAAGCUUGGGAAAACACACGCAAGGAAUCCUUACAGAAGUCUUGGAAAAAUCUCUGGCCUGAGCUAGAGUUUGUCCAAACAGUUUUCCCCCCGACAAAAGAAAAUUGCGAACUUAUUCAAUUGGUGAAAAGAAUGCCAGGUUGUGAAAAUGCAGAAGAAGAGUGCGUGGAAGAGUGGACGGCCGUUGACGACUGUGGCCAUGAAGAAUACACAGAUGAUGACAUUGUGGCAGCUGUGCAGGGAACGUCAGCUGAUCUCGACGCAGACGACAGUGAGGAGGAAGGGGACGCGCCGACUGAUGUUGUUCCACACACUGCCGCAGCCAGUGCCCUUGAUCUCGCUUUGCGCUACGUUGAGCAACACGCCGAUGCAACCCCAACAGAUGUUAUGUUUAUGCGGCGUUGGCGAAACAUUGCUUCUUCAAGCAGUUUUAGUUCGUUGCGUCAGAAGAAGAUCACUGACUUUACUUCUUAG
Molecule: messenger RNA, 1242 nt
Organism: Polypterus senegalus (gray bichir)
Lineage: Eukaryota; Metazoa; Chordata; Cladistia; Polypteriformes; Polypteridae
Product: jerky protein homolog-like
Exons: 1
Coding region: 1-1242 (413 amino acids)
Cellular component (GO): nucleus
Molecular function (GO): DNA binding
Source: RefSeq, a predicted model, not a curated record